AUGAACGACUCUAAGGAAGAAGUUUUCAAAGUCGGAAUUCGCAUACCGCCCUUCUGGCCCGAAGAGCCUGCGUUAUGGUUUGCGCAACUAGAAGCACAGUUCGCCGUGUCUGGUAUUAGCAGCGAUCAAACGAAAUUCUAUUACCUCGUUUCUCAACUUGACCGUCAGUUUGCAAUUGAGGUACGAGACAUCAUAACUGACCCCCCGGCUGAAAAUAAGUAUGGUAAACUUAAGCAGGAACUUAUUAAACGCCUCUCACCGACACCGGAGAAACGCUAUAAGCAACUAUUGACGCACGAGGAGCUCGGUGAUCGGACGCCCUCGCAGUUCUUGCGUCACCUGCGGAGCUUGGCUGGCCCUACGGUCCCCAUGGAUUUCCUCAUUACCUUGUGGUCUAGCAGAUUACCUCUAAAUAUCCAGACAGCUAUAGCGUCGCAAAUAGAUCUUCCUGCGGACAAACUCGGUGAGUUGGCCGAUAGAGUCUUCGAGAUUGCACCUGUAACUCCUCAGCUGGCUAACGCCUCAGCGGCUACGGCUUCAACUUCUUCGUCGUCCGAUGACACGAGGCAGCAAGUUGACAUCCUGGCUGACCAAGUUGCUUCCUUGGCGAGCAGAAUCAAUGCAAAGGAAAGGUUUCCGUCUGAACCUUGUAUAAAAUGCUGUGAUCGAUCUCGUGCUAGAUCAACAAAACCUCGUCAACCUCCUGCUGAUCACCCGCAUUGCUUUUAUCACUUCAAUUACGGCGUCAAGGCAAACAAGUGCAAGCAGCCCUGCAGUUUCAAGGCGGAAAACUGUCAGGGCGGUCGCAAGUAG
Molecule: messenger RNA, 813 nt
Organism: Ostrinia nubilalis (European corn borer)
Lineage: Eukaryota; Metazoa; Arthropoda; Insecta; Lepidoptera; Crambidae
Exons: 1
Coding region: 1-813 (270 amino acids)
Source: RefSeq, a predicted model, not a curated record